Molecule: messenger RNA, 1200 nt
Organism: Monosiga brevicollis MX1
Lineage: Eukaryota; Choanoflagellata; Craspedida; Salpingoecidae
Exons: 7
Coding region: 1-1200 (399 amino acids)
Source: RefSeq, a predicted model, not a curated record
AUGGCCGAGAGCAGUUUGCGCGACGAUCGCAGCGAGAUUGCUCGUUCGGUGGAGUACAGUUCGUUUCGUUCUUCUGUGCCCCUGCAACACAUUAGUGUGCAGAUUGGCAAACAGACUUUCACAUGGCGACUCUUUGAUCAUGGUCCACGCACCAUCAAGAACCCGAUUGUCUUCCUACCGCCCGUCUCUGGCACGGCCGAUGUCUGGUUUCGUCAGAUGAUGCCACUGGCCAGCCUCGGAUUUCGCUCGAUCGCGCUUUCCUAUCCCGAGGGCAUUCAAGAUAUCGACACUUUUUGUACGGCGCUAGCACAACUCUGCAGUCAGCUCAAGCUUAAAAACCUUCACAUGGUUGGUGCCAGCCUGGGUGCUUUCCUGGCACAAAAGUUUGCCCAGUUUACGAGUACCCAGCCCGAUCAACGGAUCCGUGUAGCCUCCCUCUUUCUCAUCAACGGCUUUACCGAUACGGCCGUCUUUGAUCUUCCUCCCCCCACACUGCUCAAAUGCUCGCCCCUCUUCUUUCUCCGUUGGCUCCUGCUGGAUAAUCUGCGCGCUGAUGGACUUCACCCGGACAUUGCUGAAUCAACUGACUUUAUGGUUGAACGGUUGGAGGAGCUGACACGACGGGACUUGCUUUCACGUCUCCUGCUCAACAUCAAGCCUGCCUAUGUCGAGCCUCACCACAUUACCAAUCAGGGUGUCAAGGUGACAAUUAUGGAUGUCAAUGACGACUGUGUCAUCUCUGACCGCGUCAAGGACGACCUUUACAAGAGCUUUCCUCAGGCCAAGCUCGCGCAACUCAAAGAGGGCGGCAACUUCCCAUACUUGGCCCGUUCUGACGAAGUCAACAUUUUCAUCAAGAUCCACUUGAUGAGAUUUGCAGGAACGGCCGCAUCUGCCUGUGACAGCGACAGCUUUAACGCCACGGGGCCCAUUCUGGAUGAAGGCGAGGAAGAUGCUUGGGCAUCAGUUCCCGAGAAUAGUGAUGGUGAAGAAAAGAGCCCCGCACAUGCGGAUCCAAUGCCCAACCCACAAGCAGCGCCAGUUGCCACCAACGCACCCGAGCCCGUGGCUUCUGCCGUUGCCGCCCCCGCACCAGCGGUGGCCACCCGUCCACACGGGAAGAAAAAGAGAUCAAAGCAGCAGCGGGCGGAUCUCGUGGGCGACGCAACUUUUGAUGAUAUUGACGACGACGCACUGUGA